Nycticebus coucang (slow loris) is the source of this 1630-nucleotide messenger RNA. It is a transcript of the gene TK1, whose product is annotated as thymidine kinase 1. The transcript is spliced from 6 exons. The record is from RefSeq and is a predicted model, not a curated record. Lineage: Eukaryota; Metazoa; Chordata; Mammalia; Primates; Lorisidae. Gene Ontology annotation, molecular function: thymidine kinase activity; ATP binding. Gene Ontology annotation, biological process: thymidine metabolic process. Bases 189 to 1001 code for a protein of 270 amino acids.
ACAGGACCCGCCGCAGUAGAAUCUCCCGCCGGGCCCGGGGCCGGGCGCUGAUUGGCCCUGGGCGCGGCGGCGGAGGCUUGCGAUUGGUCAGCGCUCGGCGCUUAAAGUCGGUGGCGCGGGAACAAGCGCUGUACCAGCAGGAGGAAGCAGCUGAUUGUUCCUAGUCCUGAGGGCUUCACAGAGGCGCCAUGAGCUGCGUUAACCUGCCCACUGUGCUGCCCAGCUCCCCCAGCAAGACCCGGGGGCAGAUCCAGGUGAUUUUCGGGCCGAUGUUCUCAGGAAAAAGCACGGAGCUGAUGAGACGGGUCCAGCGCUUCCAGAUUGCCCAGUACAAGUGCCUGGUCAUCAAAUAUUCCAAAGACACUCGCUACAGCAGCAACUUCUGCACUCAUGACCGGAACACCAUGGAGGCACUGCCGGCCUGCCUGCUCCGCGAUGUGACCCAGGAGGCCCUGGGUGCAGCUGUCAUAGGCAUCGAUGAAGGGCAGUUUUUUCCAGACAUUGUGGAGUUCUGUGAGACUAUGGCCAACGCCGGGAAGACGGUGAUCGUGGCUGCACUGGAUGGGACCUUCCAGAGGAAGGCUUUUGGGCCCAUCCUGAACUUGGUGCCCGUGGCCGAGAGCGUGGUGAAGCUGACUGCAGUGUGCAUGGAGUGCUUCCGGGAAGCCGCCUACACCAAGAGGCUGGGCAUGGAGAAAGAGGUAGCUCCUACCCACCUUCUGCCCUGCAGGGCGGGCUGGGACGCAGCUCUGCCUCCUGAGUCCACGCCCUUCACAUCACCCCUUCUGUGUCUCUGUGGGCAGGUUGAGGUGAUUGGUGGAGCGGACAAGUACCACUCUGUGUGUCGCCUCUGCUACUUCAAGAGGGCCUCGGGCCAGCCUGCUGGGGUGGACAACAAAGAGAACUGCCCGGUGCUGAGCAAGCCAGGGGAGGUGGCUGCAGCAGCCACCAGGAAGCUCUUUGCCCCUCAGCAGGUCCUGCAGUGCAGCCCGAUCAACUGAGGUGGCCUUGGAAGGUCCACCUGCUCCCUGUGCUGCUGCCGCCUAGCGGACGCCUGCCCUUACCCGCUGUGUGGCCAGUCGGGGAGGAAGUCAGGAAGGGUUGCUGUGUCUGGGGGACUUUCUGAGGCUGCCACAUACACGUCACAUGUCACAUGCUCCCUCAUUGCCUGCUCACCAGCCCUUUCUUGGUUCCCCUCUGGGCUGUUGGGAUGGGCUACAGACCCCCCUCCUCUGAGGAGUGGGGCAGAGCCACAUGCUGUUGUGACAUCAGCGCUGCUGGCCUCUUUCCCCUUUGUGGCUUUCACUGUCAAGUUUCUGUUCUCCCUGGGAAGUCUGGGCACUAGCACUUUGCCCCGUGGCCCACACAAAGGCUUUGUUCCCUAUGCCAGGACAGGUCCCACCUUCCCCUGGGGACGGCCUGGCCUCACGCCCUCUGGCUCCCUUUGGGCUCAGAGCCCUUCUGUUCUGCAGCUGUUUUUCUCCAGAACUACAGCACUUGUCACCUUGUGACACUGACUCAGCUGGGGCUCAGACCCCAGGAAUCAUCGUUUAAAGUGGGAACCAGGAGGAAGGGUCCAUGCUUCUGUAGCGUGUGAAAUUAGUAACUAAUAUUAAAAUUCAAUAGUUGG